Messenger RNA from Penicillium roqueforti, 2721 nucleotides. RefSeq names its product transcriptional regulator family TF. The transcript has 3 exons. Lineage: Eukaryota; Fungi; Ascomycota; Eurotiomycetes; Eurotiales; Aspergillaceae. The record is from RefSeq and is a predicted model, not a curated record. The coding region runs from base 1 to 2721 and encodes 906 amino acids.
AUGCUACCACUCAUGAAAGGCAAACUAAUGCUCUUUGACGAAGUAGCUUGGGACAAAAGCGACGAGCAACUAGCAACAUGGGAAGCAAUUCUUCUCAACCAAGAAACCAUGCAGAAGAUAACCACAUUAAUCAAAAUCCACCGUCAAGGCAUAACAGAUCAACUCUUCCCGCCACAAAAAGGCUCCUUCAACAUGGUGAUCCGCCUACGAUUCCUCGACGGCGCCUCGGCCAUAAUCCGCUUCCCAAUCCCAGGCUACUCAGUCUUCCCAGACGAGAAACUCCACCGAGAAGUAAGAGUGAUGCGCUUUCUCGAGCGACACACAGACAUCCGUAUCCCGCACAUCCUACACCACGGCACCAGCGACGAAAGCCCACACGGCCUAGGCCCGUUCAUUAUCAUGGAGUAUAUCGACCAUAACGCGGAUCUCGUGGAUGCGCUGAACACACCCGGGAUACUGGAUGAAGAACGACCCGUUCUCGAUCCCAAUAUCGGCGAUAACAGGCUGCGCUCGGUAUAUAAUCAGAUGGCGGGCUUGUUGCUGCAGGUUGCGAAGUACUCGUUCCCGCGUAUUGGAUGUAUAUCUAAUGCUGCGGAAGACGAGUUCGAGGAUGAGUGGGUGGUUGCGCACCGGCCGUUGAGUAUCAAUAUGAAUGAGCUGGUGCAGGUUGGUGGUGUGCGAGCUGGGGAUCUGCCGGGGAUGACCGAGACGUUUGCGACUGCGGCGGAGUAUUUACUUGCCCUUGCGGAGCUGCAUAUGACGCAUCUUUCGUCGCAACGGAAUGACGCUAUUGACGAUGCGGAGGACUGCAGGACGAAGUAUAUUGCGCGGUGUUUAUUCCGGAAGCUUGCGAGAGAGGGCCGACUAUCUUGGGCUGGGGAGGAAGGGAUGUUUAAAUUAUUCUGUGAUGAUCUACGACCGGCGAAUGUGCUUGCUAACUCGGACUUUGGGUAUAAGAUAUCCGGGGCUAUUGAUUGGGAAUUUGCUUAUGCUGCGCCGUUGGAGUUUGUGUAUAGCCCGCCGUGCUGGCUACUGCUUGAGCGGCCGGAGUACUGGGAUAAUGGGCUUGAUGACUGGGAGUGGGUGUAUGAGAGCCGGUUGGAGAUUUUCUUGCAGGAGCUACAUAUGCGAGAGGAUGUUGACAUUCGGCGUGGGGUUAUGAACCAGGGCUCCCACCCUUCGGAGUUUGACAUGCUCGUAUUCAUGGGCGGGAUUACUUCUGAGCUGGAACAGAAGCACCUGGACCUGGCUGCCGGACCCGCGAUGACUUUGACCGCUAGUCCAGCGUCGCAGUCGCUACGCGGGACACUCACACCAGACCGUCGCAUUCUUACUCCAAAUACCUCAUCUUCGGGCAGCGCUUCAGACAUGCCAACUAGCCGGGGCAGCUUAUCCGAUGCAGGCGGUAUCUCGUAUGAGGACCAACUGCUACAGCACUUUCUGACCAUUGGCCCGCCGGCUGCUCUUUUUGCGCCGGUCAACAUCGAGUGGAAGUAUAUGCGCCCAGCGCUGCUGGUUCAUGCACGAGAUUCCAGUCCGCUUUUGAAUGCUUUAUACUGCUACGCGGAUGUUCAUAAAGCGAUGAUGGAAGGGAAAAAAUGGCACUUCGCGCCUACCUUCUAUAGAGUGGCUAGUUCGGAGAUCCAAGCUUGUAUUCAUGGCGAGGUGACGGAGUCCACACUCAUCAAAGUUUUUGGGGCUGUUUUUCUCUUAAUGAUAUCCGAGCUUCUCUCACCCUACGGAAUAUGUACCGGGACAUCUUAUAUUCACUCCGGGUACCUUAUUCUACAACGAUUCCAUGAUCGUACUCGACAUUGGACCGGUCUCGGUCAUCUUUUGGUGUCAUGGAUCUUACUGCUAGAUGUCAAGUCCCUGAUUGCAGGCCGAGAUGGCGAUCCUCUCCCUGAACUCGGCAAUAUCCCAGAACAUAGCAUAACACAACCACCGGAUACACAAACUUCCCAAACAUCUCACAUAACCGCACCAACAGCCAACUUUAAACAGGAGGACAUCAUCGAAGACCCAUUCCUCAGCCCCAACUACCUCGUCUACGAAGCAAUCGUAGGCCCGGCAUUCCGAUUCUUCGUACAAGCCCAACAAGUCGUACGACGCAUAGUCUGCAUCGACCUCCACCACCGCAGCCGCGGAACUCUCACCGACGAGUUCGAAGUACUCCAACUCGCCCACAAAAUCGGCGCCGAUCUCGAAACACUCUGGCACAGACGCCCCUCAGUAAUAGACGUCUACGGACGGCCCGAAGCUCUAACUGACAUCCUUUGUGCGCCUGUGGCAUCGGAAAUCUGCCGCACAUUCCGACAAUACGUGGCCAACUUCUUAGCGAAUUUUAUCUACUUGCACCGCGUUGCAUUUGCAAUCUACCCUCGCACAGAACGCGUCAACGGCGCCGUCGAUCAAAUCAUUCAACUGGCCACCGUUGACUCUGCCGGGCCAGACCAUCUGCCCGUCAGCUUCUUAUGGCCGCUGUUCAUUGCGGGGCUGGAGGCUACGGAGGACCAGCGCAAGUGGAUUGGCCACGAGAUUCAGCGUAUGGCUGCGGCCCACGAAGCUGACGCGGCACCUUCGGCCACUCGUCACCCGACCGCUGAUAGGGUCCUAGUGCUCGUGGAGGAGAUGACCCGGCGGCAAGAUGUGUCACGCACAUGGGCAGACUCGAAAUGCGUGAGGCGGGAAAUGUUUUCGGACUUUUUCGUUGUGAUUUGA